CAUCCUUAGAGGCCUUAUAGGUAUUUCCGUCUCACUUUCGUGUUUCAUAACCUUAAUUCUUCGGUGACUAGUGUGGCUAGUACGGUGUUUCGAGGCUAAAACUAUAAAAGAAGUUUUGUGAAAUCAUUAUUAAUCAUCGCUACAUUUCACCGUUAUUUUUUUAUGAUUACGAUUUGAAUACUGAAACAAAAUUUGUAGUUAAAGUGUAUGUACAAUUCCAAGACAUAAUAUAACCUAUAAAGUGAUGGUUGAAUUGAUGUGUAUGUGAAUGCAUAAUAACAACUAACAUUAAUAGACAUUGAUUACAUAUUUCUCUGUAGUGUCGAUAUUUUUUAAAUUGAAACGAUGUUCACAAAUUAGUUUGUGAUAUUUAAGUGAAGAACUUAUGAUAUUUUAGUGAAGUGGAGAACAACAUAAUCUGUAAGAAGUAUGUUCGCUAAUAUUCGACAGAGGCUGCUGAUUAAUACAGUAGUCAAAUGUGGCAAGCAGAAGAGAUACAGUAUAUCAGCAGUCAGCGAAGUUAAAAAUGAAACCGAAGUUGCGGUAGAACCGAUAUACCCACCCAUUCAAGAUAUAAGCUGGAAAGCCGAGUGGAAAAGGAAGAGACAAGCUUGGCAUGACAAAAUCAAGGGCUUAGAAACCGUGGAGGAGAAGCUAUUUGAGAUCAACAUGCCACGUUAUUACGGCUGGAAGUCGCUGAUCCUACAGGAACAUACAAUACCAUACGAUUCUUUGUCGCAUGCACAAUAUUAUACAAGAACACAUAUCGUCAAGGAAUCUGGUCUCCCAGCAUACUACAACAGUGUAACUUCCAAUGAACAAUUAGAAAGGAUGGUACAAGCAAUCAAGAGCGACAUAGAAGAUAAUAUAAUUUUUGAAUAUUGUAUCAGAAGAAGAGAACAUGAGAUGGAAGCAGAUAAAAUUCCAUUGGAUGAAAACAUUACGGCUGUUGACAGAAAAAUUCAGAUGGAGGAUGUUAUAUCUAAAGCGUUAAUUCACAGAAUUAAUAGAACAAUGCUAAUACAUUUCGCCUCUGAAAAUCCACAUUUAUUUAACGCUGAAAUUGAUUUUGAACCGAGAUUAGAAGCAUCUUGGUUUAUGGGUGGUUUAAAUCCCCCUAAUUUUGUGAAAAAUUUCAGAAAAAUUGUUCCAUUUCUGAAAGAUUAUGUUGAUGAUUCGGUAAAUUUGCCUGUUUAUUAUACUGGCAAGCCUGUCGUGCAUUUGAGAUAUAAGCAUCCUCUGAGAGAGAUCAUGCCCUUAAGCGAUUGCGAAAACUCAGCUUUGGACGUACCUUCGUUCAAAAUGAAUCCCAAAGUGUUGAAUUAUUUUCUUGAAAAGAAACACCUGACUAAUAUACCGGGAUUUUGGCCUGGCGAUGAAAGCGAAUUCGGAUUUUUAUCGUAUCAUAACUGCACGUACUUGCACAGAAGAGAAAACUAUAAUGAUACGCCUACUGCACUCACAGUACAGGCUGUAUUAGCAUCUUACAGCUGGUUAUUAUCGCAGGCCUGUUAUCAAGGUUUCUCUACUUUUAACGAUAUUACAUAUCCAUUAACCACUCAGACGGUUAUAACGAAUGGACAAUGGUGGUCGUUUUUCGUUUAUCAACUUAAUACCACUUUAGUGCAUUCUGAGUAUGCGGAUGAAAAUCCGAAGCGCAACAUAUGUUGGGUUACAGAACCGAUGAAAUUAUUUGAUAAAAUAGAAGACGAGAAAGUUCACGGUUUAAAUGAAGAAGUUCUUAAAAAUUUAAUUAAAUUUUACAUGAAUGUUCCUGAGGAAAGAGUGGGCGUAAACUUAAAACCAUAUUUAGGGAAAACUGUGAAAGUAAUAGCCGACAUAGAACACGAUGAAAGAAGAAAUUGGCUCGAAAAACAUUAUAAGCAUCUAGUGACCAACAGGCCAAGGCAUAGACGAAUACCGGAAAUAUAUGAUUGGCAAAAGAUAUAUAAGAUUUUACAUAAAACUCGUCCGAUGGAUAAGAAACGAGAACCUUGGGAACACGGCAUUAGAAUGUACAAACGUAGAUUAGAUGAUCAUCAACCACCUUAUAUACCAAGAUUUUUACGAGACAGGAGUUCUAAAAAGAGAGGUAAAGGGCGAUGGGCGAAAACAUAUUACCCAUAAUUUAAAGCAUGUAUAAUUUUCAUGUUGAAUAUAUAAAUAUAACAGUGAUUGGAAACGAUAAAA
Messenger RNA from Wasmannia auropunctata (little fire ant), 2190 nucleotides. It is a transcript of the gene mRpS30, whose product is annotated as 28S ribosomal protein S30, mitochondrial. The record is from RefSeq and is a predicted model, not a curated record. Gene Ontology annotation, cellular component: mitochondrion; mitochondrial large ribosomal subunit; ribosome. Gene Ontology annotation, biological process: translation. Gene Ontology annotation, molecular function: structural constituent of ribosome. Bases 430 to 2127 code for a protein of 565 amino acids. Lineage: Eukaryota; Metazoa; Arthropoda; Insecta; Hymenoptera; Formicidae. The transcript has 5 exons.